This is a messenger RNA of Sinocyclocheilus rhinocerous, 2886 nucleotides long. RefSeq names its product ceramide synthase 2-like. NCBI's taxonomy places the organism in Eukaryota, Metazoa, Chordata, Actinopteri, Cypriniformes, Cyprinidae. The transcript is spliced from 10 exons. Gene Ontology annotation, cellular component: membrane. Bases 282 to 1394 code for a protein of 370 amino acids. Gene Ontology annotation, molecular function: sphingosine N-acyltransferase activity. Gene Ontology annotation, biological process: ceramide biosynthetic process. The record is from RefSeq and is a predicted model, not a curated record.
ACAAUGCAAAUGAGGCGAGUCCUUAGGGCGCAGUUUUUGUGUGUGCAUGAGCGAUGCCUGUUGACCUCAGAAAGGUAAGGAGGAGGGGAGGAAUCAAGUCAAUUGCUACUAAAGCAGGGUGUGACCGCAAAGUAUUUCAAACAAAGAGCGUCCCCGUGGGCCUCCAGUGCAGCCGUGCUGUCAUGCUAUGCACUUUCCCACCAUCAGCAGCGAGCGGUCUGAGAUUAGACAUUUACCUGAGCGCUGCGCUGAGCCGCUGACAGGAAAGCAGAGAUCACGUCAUGAUUGGGACGAUUAGUGAGUGGCUGUGGUGGGACCGGCUGUGGCUGCCGGGGAACCUCACGUGGGCCGAUCUCAAAGACGAGGAAGGGCUCGUCUACGCCAGAGCAUCCCACCUCUACGUCACUGUGCCAUAUGCUUUAGUCUUCCUUGUAGUCAGAUACGUGUUUGAAAGGUUGAUAGCGAUACCGCUCGCAGCUUCGCUUGGCGUUACAGAGAAAACCGGAUACAAAGUGGAGCACAAUGCUGUUCUUGAACAUUAUUUCAUUACAAAAUCAAAACAUCCAGGACAGGUAAAAUCUACUCUCACUCAACGAUAUCACAGAUCCACAUCAGAUUCAAAGUCGCCUUUGCAUGAGCUUUCCUCUCUGUUGGAUUGUCUCUGUAGCUGGCGAAUGGUGUUUUAUCUGGCGGCGUUCAUUGGUGGUAUCAUAGCCCUGUAUGAUAAACCCUGGUUUUAUAAUUUGAGGGAGGUGUGGAAUGGCUAUCCCAGACAGUCCGUGCUAGAUUCUCAGUACUGGUAUUAUAUUUUGGAGAUGAGCUUCUAUUUUUCGCUAGUGCUCAGAAUAACCUUCGACGUCAAACGAAAGGACUUUAAAGAGCAGAUCAUCCAUCAUUGGGCCACGCUGACGCUCUUGGCUUUCUCCUGGUGUGGGAACUACAUCCGGGUCGGGACCCUGGUCAUGCUCAUUCACGAUUCCUCUGACAUUCUUUUAGAGUCCGCUAAGAUCUUCAACUACGCCAAAUGGGAAAGCACAUGCAACGGCAUCUUUGUGGUAUUUGCUGCUGUCUUCAUAGUCACGCGACUCAUAAUCUUUCCAUUUUGGAUCAUUCACUGCACGUGGGUUUAUCCUCCCGACUAUUACCCGCCGUUCUUUGGAUAUUACUUUUUUAACUUCAUGCUUGUCAUCCUGUUGAUGCUGCACAUAUUCUGGGCGUAUCUGAUUCUACGCAUGGUGAAGAUGUUCCUUUUUGGAAGUUUAACCAAAGACGAGAGAAGCGACAAUGAAGAAGACGAGGAAGAGGAUGGGGAAACCAGUGUGACCGAGGACAAUGACGGACAUGUGAAAGUGACCAAUGGCUGUGGAGCAGGAGGCGGGGCUAAUCAUCACUGACACCUUUUCUCUCAAACUGUGAAGGACUUUGAAUUGCCCUCAGGGAUGCGAGGAGCCAAAAACAUACAUCUGAUUUAUUGUCACGCAGAGAAUAUGCCAGAAACCUGUCAAAACAAAUUGCAUCUUUUAAUAAUGCUGAAAAAACCCAAUUUUUUUCACUUGGCUUCACUGGAGACGACUUGCUGUGUGUCUUGGCUGCUUCAAAACCUUUCCCCCCCUUUCAACUAAAACUUUUUUUCAUUAUGGCACAAGAUCACAUGGGUAAUUAUGAAAGAACAUGGCGCAAAGAAAAAGAAACUCCUCGUAAGUUUUAAUAGACUCCUCAUUGUUUUUGAAGCUCAAAGAUCACGUCACACUGGCUGCUCUCACCGUCUGGCAUCGCCCAUCGAGGCUUCAUCUGCCAUGCUGUUGAGUUUUAUAUCAACCUCUGCUGUCCAGCUCAGCCUCUUGUGAGAACUAAUAAGAUGAGAUUUCAAGUUUAUGUUUCCUGCAAGUGAUUUUGAAGCAGAACAUCUACUUUUGUAUCACUUUAACCUCUUGCAGGCAUCGUUUUCUUUUAUUUUUACGCCGUCUCUACAAUGAAUACGUCCAACUUUGUUUCUUGAAAGAGUUCACACUGCAAUACAAGUUUUUUGUCAAUGCAGGCCAUUUUCAGAAACUUUUGAUGGCUGGAGGUCACUGAGUCUCUGUACUGCUGGUUUCUAGUAUGCAUUUCUAUGCUCACUUGGCAUCUGCACUCAAAGAAUGUUAUUUCAAAUCACCAGCUGUCAUUGAAAAUGAAGGACUUCCAGUCAGUAGUCAGUGUUAAUCUAUCUAUCUAUCUAUCUAUCUAUCUAUCUUGGCCUCAAUUCAAAUUCAAGAAUUGUUCGUUUUAAAAUGCAUUCUAAAUUCAGCUCUGAAUGGUGCACAAGCCUUUUUCAGCUGUUGCUCCAUUAUGACAGAAGCUGAAAUAGAAUGGUUUUGAUACAUUGCUCGCGUCCAGUGUAGACACGGUUUUAUAGGAUAUUACAGUAUGGAUGUGACUUAAAACUACCUAAGUAUAUCUCAAGAAUGAUGUUAAAUUUGAGAUUUUUUAAUAUGUCUUGUUGACAUUUUAUGAACUUAAAAUAGCUGGUUGAAUAUUCACAUCUGUGAGCGACUGAUUUGGUGAGUGUUUUAGGCUAUUUAAUUAGUAUGAAAUGAAAUGUGUAUGAGAGAAUGAUGAAUGAAUGAAUGAAAGUCAGGCCUUUGCAAAUAAAAUUUUAUGACAAGCCAUUUUUUUGCUUGUCGGGGGUUAUGCACAGACCCAGAGAUCAGCAGAGAUGGUUUUGAGAAUUUGUGCAGUGCAUUUACUGUUUUAUCCACUGAAAGUGUAAAGGAAUUAUUGAAGGAUAUAUUUUUUAAAUGUUUAAUUCUAAUUUUAUUGUAAUAAAGAUUUUGAUCCAAUAUUUCAGUAUGCCAGUUUUAUAAUGCUCUUUAGGGGCCAGUUGCAUAAACUUAGCCACCAUGUUAA